AUGCGGGCGGUUGUGUGGCGCAGCGUGAGGGGGCGUGUCGCGGUACAAACGCGGCGUUCGUUCUUCACACCGCCGCCGCUUCCGCCGGGACUCUCACCGCCACCUGCCGCGUCGGAUGCGCAGCCGUUUUUCAAGAGUCCUGCAGACAAGCACGUUGCUCCGGCGUCCUCGACGCCUAUCAGCAGCCGCGACAAGAACAGCAGCAAAAGCAGCACGACAACGCCGUUAAAAACCGCUGCCGCUCCGGACGUCGAGGGCGACGCGGGUGGUGUCCUACACAACAACAGCAGCAGCAGUUUUAGUGGUGGUAAUAGCGAUAUCGGAUGUUUUCAGCAGCAAAUGCAGCCCCAUCACCUGCCUGCCUUUCUGUCGCCGGAGAAACUCGCAAGGCAUGUGCCAAAGCCUGCGAAGUUUGCCGCGUCGCUGGUCGCUGAUGCGCUCAAAAUACCCGCAAAGGUCACCAGCAGCAGUCCCACCACGGAGCCGUCUGGGGAGUUGCGGCAGGAGUACAGCGAGCACUGCGUGCUCGGCUGGUCCCCGCGUGAUCUGUAUCGUGUCGUCGCCGACGUUUCGCAGUACAGCACCUUUCUGCCGUGGUGCAUCGACUCGAUCGUGCACAACGUUACGCGCCUGGAGGAUAAUAACGACCCCACCACCACCAGUGGGAGCGGCACCAGCAGCAGCACUACCAAUAACAACAUCAACAACGGCAGCCCAAUGGAGAUGCUUGCCACGUUGACGGUUGGCUUCUCCUUCUUCAAGGAGAAGUACACAUCGCAGGUGCUGCUGGUGCCGGACCGGCGUGUGCAGGCGGUGUUGACAGAGGACGACGACCGGCAACGCCGCAGUCCCGUCCUCAGCGACCUGCGCUGUGUGUGGGAGUUCAGCGCGGUGCCUGGGCAUGAGCGGCAGGUGGAGGUGCGCUUCCGCGUCAGCUUCGCCUUCAGGAACCCGCUGCACUCGAAGCUCGUCAUGUCGCACGUCGUGACACUUAUGACGCGCAGCUUCGAGCGGCACUGUGAGAAAUUGUACGGGCCGCCGAGCUGCGAGCGCGAGCGCCUCGCGCCACUGUAG
Trypanosoma grayi is the source of this 1074-nucleotide messenger RNA. Its product is annotated as putative coenzyme Q-binding protein COQ10 B, mitochondrial-like. Bases 1 to 1074 code for a protein of 357 amino acids. The transcript has a single exon. Gene Ontology annotation, molecular function: ubiquinone binding. Gene Ontology annotation, biological process: cellular respiration; ubiquinone biosynthetic process. NCBI's taxonomy places the organism in Eukaryota, Euglenozoa, Kinetoplastea, Trypanosomatida, Trypanosomatidae. The record is from RefSeq and is a predicted model, not a curated record.